Malassezia pachydermatis is the source of this 267-nucleotide messenger RNA. RefSeq lists its product as hypothetical. Gene Ontology annotation, molecular function: transmembrane transporter activity. The coding region runs from base 1 to 267 and encodes 88 amino acids. The transcript is spliced from 2 exons. NCBI's taxonomy places the organism in Eukaryota, Fungi, Basidiomycota, Malasseziomycetes, Malasseziales, Malasseziaceae. The record is from RefSeq and is a predicted model, not a curated record.
AUGAUGAUUGACCAUGUCUCACGCAAGGCAGGCGUGGUCCUUGCUACCUGCAUUCUGAUUGUGGGUGUUGCACUCUGUACAGGCUCAUACUCAACGACACCGCAUAUGAUGUUCUGUAUGCUUGUUGUAUCGCGUGGUAUUCUUGGAUUCGGUGCUGGUGGGGAGUACCCGUGCGUAGGCAUCGUGGUCUUAUCGUGGGACUCGUCGGAUGCACUUCCAUUGAUUUGGGUAUCGUUUUUGGAGGGAUUCUUCCUCUAUGUGUUUUAG